AUGCCCACCACGACCAGCGAUGCUCUCAGUCUGGUCGGGCAGGUCGUUGUGAUCGCCCCACUCGUCCUCCUCUCCGCAGCAGAUCACUACCACAGAUCGGCCAAAGGAACGAGACGGCGAGUCGUAGGAUGUCUGCUCGGGUCGAAGGAGGGAAACCGUGUGAGAGUCACGAACAGUUUCGCCAUACCAUUCGAGGAAGAUGAGCGGGACAGCGCCGUCUUCUUCGCAGAUCACACAUACAUUGAGAACUUCGCCGAGAUGGCCCGCAAGGUCAAUGCCAGAGAACGAAUACUAGGCUGGUACCACUCCGGUCCACGGCUUCGCUCCAACGAUCUCUUCAUCAACGAACUCUUCAAGAAGUAUACGCCAAAUCCGCUCCUCGUUAUCAUCGACGUGCAACCCAAAGAGGUCGGCGUUCCCACGGACGCAUACUUCGCCGUCGACGAGAUCAAAGACGAUGGCACCAGCACAAGCAAGACCUUCGUCCACACUCCAUCCACAAUCGAAGCCGAAGAGGCAGAAGAAAUCGGCGUCGAGCACCUCCUCCGAGAUAUCAGAGACGUCGCAGUCGGCACGUUAUCCACACGCAUCACCGCACAACUACAGUCUUUGCAAGGGCUACAUCUACGGUUACGAGAGAUCGGCGCAUAUCUUCAGAAAGUCCUCGAUGGCGACCUCCCUGUGAAUCACGACAUCCUUGGCAAUCUGCAGGACAUCUUCAACCUCCUCCCAAACAUCUCUACCCCACCCGCGUCGAAGCCCGGCGCAGCUGGCAGCGUUGAGAACAGUGAACUGGCACGUGCCAUGCGUGUCAAAACAAACGAUCAGCUCAUGACCAUCUACCUCAGCUCGCUUGUCCGAGCCAUCACGGCGUUCCACGACUUGAUCGACAACAAGAUCCAGAACCGGCAGCAGGCGGAGGAGAAGGAGGGCAAGAAGGACGAGAAGAAGGUCGAGGACGGCAAGAAGGAAGAGGGCGAGAAGGAGAAGACGAAUGGUGCCGUCAACGGUGAAGCGAAGAAAGACGGAGCCGCGGCGGAGGACUCGUCGAAGACACCCAAGAAAUAG
Molecule: messenger RNA, 1068 nt
Organism: Cyphellophora attinorum
Lineage: Eukaryota; Fungi; Ascomycota; Eurotiomycetes; Chaetothyriales; Cyphellophoraceae
Product: 26S proteasome regulatory subunit rpn-8
Exons: 2
Coding region: 1-1068 (355 amino acids)
Biological process (GO): proteasome-mediated ubiquitin-dependent protein catabolic process
Cellular component (GO): proteasome regulatory particle; proteasome complex
Molecular function (GO): protein binding; metallopeptidase activity
Source: RefSeq, a predicted model, not a curated record